AUGAAUCGGAUUCGGGUUGCCCGCCUUCUUCGACCUCUGCGAAACCUAACGCUAGCUCCGACCUCUCGUCUCCUCUCUCGAUGCUCCUCCAAUGGCGAUCUCCAAGACGAUCCUCCCUUCUCUCGCAUUCCUAAGCCCUCCUCCAAACCUUCCAACCCCCUUCCCCUCCACUCUGACCUCCCCUUCGACUUUCGCUACUCCUACUCUGAAUCUGACCCCUCUAUCAGACCCAUCGGCUUUCGCGAGCCUCCUCGCUUCUCCCCCUUCGGUCCUGGCCGUCUCGACCGCGGAUGGAACGGUGUGUCUGCGCCUGUCACCCGAGAGGUAGGCGAGAUGGAGAGGGCCAUGGAGGAGGAGCGGAGGAAGGCCGUUCUUGGAGACCCGCUCACUGAGGAGGAGGUUGCCGAGCUUGUGGAGAAGUAUCGGCAUAGCGACUGCUUCCGCCAGAUCAAUCUAGGCAAGGAUGGUGUAACCCAUAACAUGCUUGUUGAUGUUCAUAACCACUGGAAGAGAUCUGAAGCUGUCAGAAUUAAAUGUUUGGGUGUGCCAACUCUUGACAUGGAUAAUGUUUGCUUCCAUCUAGAGGACAAAACUGGUGGGAAGAUUAUCUAUAGGAGUGUCAAUAUUAUUCUUUUGUAUCGUGGUCGGAACUAUGAUCCAAAACAAAGGCUGAUAAUACCUGUGAUGUUGUGGAAGCCUCAUGCGCCGAUUUAUCCAAGGCUUGUAAAAAAUGUUGUCGAUGGUCUGACCUUUGAGGAAACAAAAGAGCUAAGGGACAAAGGAUUAAAUUCUCCUGCUCUAAUGAAACUUACCAGGAACGGCGUGUAUGUAAAUGUGGUGGAUAGAGUCCGGGAGGCCUUCAAAACUUCUGAUGUUUUGAGGCUAGACUGUACGCAUGUGGGAAGAAAUGACUGCAAGAAGAUUGGCGUAAAGCUAAGGGAUUUGGUUCCCUGCGUUCCUCUCUUAUUCAAAGGAGAACAGAUAGUAAUUUGGAGAGGAGGAAGGAACAAGCCUGGUUUUCAGCAGAAUUCAUGAUGGUGUUUCUUCUCUAUGAGAUAUACCAGGCUAUAUACACAUUUUUUAUUCUGCUAGGCAAGUUAUGAGCAUAAAUCCUUCAUCCAGGAUUUUGUUUGAGGUUUUACAGAAUCAGAAAAUGGUGAAAUUUUGCUUAAUGGUAAAGCUUGUUGGUCUGCGUUCUAUACACUAUUUUUCUCGGGGCAUGGGGGCAGGAGAUUUAGAUUGCUGGCUUUAUUCUGAUUGUGUUAUCAAAUGAGAAUUGGCCUACUUUGUAUGCAUACAGAAAUAAAGCUCUCACACUCAUGCUGCCCUUGCGAUUUUUGUACGCUCUGAUCAUGUUCUUAUUUUUGGCACGCAUCAAUAAUGCUGGGAUGCUCUUCACAUUAUAAAAUGAAUUGAAUUAUGUAUUUACAUUAUGACAUGUAGUGGUUUCUUGUCAACAUAUUAUUUAUGGCAUUUCAUUAGAA
Dioscorea cayenensis subsp. rotundata (Guinea yam) is the source of this 1484-nucleotide messenger RNA. Its product is annotated as CRS2-associated factor 2, mitochondrial. Bases 1 to 1035 code for a protein of 344 amino acids. The record is from RefSeq and is a predicted model, not a curated record. Gene Ontology annotation, molecular function: RNA binding. Lineage: Eukaryota; Viridiplantae; Streptophyta; Magnoliopsida; Dioscoreales; Dioscoreaceae. The transcript has 5 exons. Gene Ontology annotation, biological process: Group II intron splicing.